This is a messenger RNA of Athalia rosae (coleseed sawfly), 2152 nucleotides long. RefSeq names its product protein THEM6-like. The transcript has 4 exons. NCBI's taxonomy places the organism in Eukaryota, Metazoa, Arthropoda, Insecta, Hymenoptera, Athaliidae. The record is from RefSeq and is a predicted model, not a curated record. Bases 227 to 832 code for a protein of 201 amino acids.
ACCGUAGGGCUGCGCCACCAAACUUGAAGGCUAAGAAACCUGGCUCGAAUACGCCUAUAAUUAUGUGCACCAUGGACGUAUACGUGCACGUUAGGCCACGCGUCUGACGACCAGCGACGCUGGAAUUCCAUUCAAAAUUGUUCCAAAUUCAAAUUAUCAAAAGUGCGCAGUGUGUCAACAUUGAUUCCUGUGGAAGACAUCCACAUUUUCCUUAAUCAGCUGCACGAUGGUGUGCCUAUUUUAUACCGGCAUCGCUAUAGUAGCGGCGUUAUACGCACUAUUCGACGUUAAUUAUUUCAUCCGUUUCGUUUUUAUGAUGAUCUGGGGAAAAUUCGUACCAAAAAAAAGAAAACGACUCACCGAGGACGUUCAUUCGUACGGAUUCAGCACAACGAACGAUGUGGAUUUUUUCAUAACUCAUAUGAACAACGCGCGGUUCAUAAGAGAAUUGGAUUUUGCUCGUCUCGAUUAUUAUCAUAGAACCGGACUUUACGAUGCCGUAAUCUCCAAAGGCGCUACUGUACUUCAAGCCGCGACAACAGCGAGAUAUAGAAGGACUAUGCCAAUUUUCACCUUCUUCCGAGUCGCGACAAGGCUCGUUUAUUGGGAUGAAAAAGCCUUUUAUUUGGAACACAAGUUCAUCACUCUCUCCGAUAAUUUUAUACGUGCGAUAUUUAUAAGCAAGCAACAGCUGACCGGCAUUGAGAUAGGUACAAGCGAGAUAAUAAACCUCGUCGAUCCGGAUCUGCAAGUCCCAGAAGCACCGGAGGAUCUGAAGCUUUGGAUAAAGUACAAUGAGGCAUCUUCCAAAAAAUUACGAAAGUCAGAUUAAUGAUGAUGUGGCUAUUUAUUGUUAGUUUGCAAUUAUAAUUAGUGAAGAGAAAAUCAAAAAUUAUGGAAACAUUCUAAACGAGGAUUUUCGAAUUGAUAAUAUCUGGUACAAAAGUUGAACUCCAUACAGACAUCUCGAUAUCGUAUAAGCAGGUUUCACAUCAAUGCCUCGUGGCAGAGCAUUGCACGUGCGCAAUUGGCGCGCGCCGCAUUUGGUUUCAUUCGUCGUUCGAAUUUUCGUCCCGUAAUUUUUUUUUCAAUUUCACAUCAUUACAUUUCAUACGCGUAUUGAGAGUUUUUUUUGUCAAUCUAUGUUAUUGAUAUCGCGAUUUGAAAUUUAUGUUUAACUUUAAACUUUUUCGACGUCUUGAGGGAUCUCAAAAACCAUGCUCAGACCGCUCGGUAGUGCAGAGUCAAAAUUUCCGAAAGCGAUGAUUCAUGAACAAAAUCCAUGACCACGAGAAAACGUCUUGAAAAUUGCAAUUCUAUCAUCCGACGCCGAGCAUUCGUUUCCGAGAUAUGAUGAAGAACGUGAUCGCGGGUUGAAUAGCUCGAGAUUUCAUGUUUUAGCGGGCCGCACUCGAGCGCUCUCGAUCUCGUUCGUAUUCCUGCCACUCCGCGGCGCACCGCCUGGCUGAAUUUCUCGUAGUAGAAAAUAAUGCUGAAAUUCAUGAGUUCAGUGCUGUCGGUAAUCUAAGGCUAUAAGCUUAGCGUUUUUUGGCUUGGCAAUUUUCAAUUUAAUUGAAAACCCGUAAAUCCUAGUAUUUGAAAAUUAUGAAUAAUGGCGUUCAUAAGUGGUCUGAGCAUGGUUCUUGAGACCCCGCAAAACGUCGCAAAAGUUUCAUCAAGUACAAAAAUAUUCUUGAAAGAGUUUCCCGUUUCAUUUAUAUUCUUCAUUCGAUUACUACUUUUCAACAUUCAAAUACCUAUAUGCUGGUUCAAUAACCUACUGCUCCAGACUCAUCUUAAAGAUUACUUUGCUUUUUAAACUCUCCAACUUUCACAUUCAGAAUUCUUUUUUUGAUUUCUAAAUUAUAACGUACCUAUAUUCAAUCUAGUUGAGAAUAGGGUAAGGUUGUCUGCGGCACUACAGUACUUAAAAUGCAAUCCAUACAAAUGAUUAGCAGAAUCGAACUCGAAUUAGCCGCAGGUGAAUGAUCGUUUUCAUCACCUGAUGAGAAUUAUUGUACAUACAAUAAUGUUUCCGUAUUAACCAAUAGAAUCAAUAAUUACGUAUAACAGAAAUACAGUAUUAAUGAUGUUUUUGUCUUAUCUGUCGUUGAAAUUUCACUAGGUUUUAAUAAAUACAUCUAACAGUCAA